UGAAAAUGUCAUUUAUUUGAUUAACACAUCAGUUAUGACUUUGAUUCAAUCAAACGUCUCAUUUGAUUCUCAUAUGUUUUGAUAAAUUGUUUGGAAACAAAAAAAACAAAGUAAUAAAACACAAGAUUUUAAUCAUGAUAAACAUUAUUCAAUUCAUUCUCAUCGCUACACUCGUGCUAAAAUGUGUGGUCAGUAUUGAGGACAACAACUCUUCAGCUGAUUCUGAUUUCGAUACAUUUCCGACGCAAACCAACUGUUCAUUCAAUGAUCUCAAGUGUAUUCUUAGUCGCCACAGAAUAUCAUCAAACAUUACCACCGAAUUCAGUGAUGAUAAUAAUAAUGACAUUAAAAACUCGACACUCGAUAGUCAGGCCGUAAAUGAGUGCCAUUUCGGCGAAACAUACUAUGAUUUAGAGCGCAAACAAUGUGUGAACUGUUCGGCCGACUGUCCCCUCAACUCAAAGAUACACAAGCGAUGCAACGGAACACACGAUACACAAUGUGUUUGCAAUUCCGGACACUUUAUGGCCGUCGACCACACGUGUAAGCCGUGUACUCAAUGCGAGUCCGGUUGGGGGAAAGGGAGAGGACUGUCCGAAUGGGUCAGUGCCUCACCAGCACUGGUAGUACUUCAGGGCCUACAGUAG
Messenger RNA from Medioppia subpectinata, 647 nucleotides. The record is from the annotation of a GenBank genome assembly. Lineage: Eukaryota; Metazoa; Arthropoda; Arachnida; Sarcoptiformes; Oppiidae.